Molecule: messenger RNA, 1794 nt
Organism: Penicillium brevicompactum
Lineage: Eukaryota; Fungi; Ascomycota; Eurotiomycetes; Eurotiales; Aspergillaceae
Product: sugar porter family MFS transporter
Exons: 14
Coding region: 1-1794 (597 amino acids)
Biological process (GO): transmembrane transport
Cellular component (GO): membrane
Molecular function (GO): myo-inositol:proton symporter activity
Source: RefSeq, a predicted model, not a curated record
AUGGCAAAACGCAGCCUGGACAAGCUGACUGAGGUGUUUGUGGAGGAUGCUGAGCUGCAGGCUCCUCACCUGGGCGACUAUAGCCAGAAUGUCAAUGCGCGGAUCUACAAUCCGCUCUCGGGAAUCUCAAAGUCCGAUCUUGAUGACCGGGUGCUUCGAUUCUGUCAAGAGUAUGGAUUUGAGGAUCAUGUCGAUACCUUUCAGAAAGGCGCUCUGGUAGCACAGCGACCAAAGGAGUUCGAGGAGCUCUCUGAGAUAACCGAAGAUGAUAAGUAUCAUCUCCGACGAGAAUAUACACACAAAUGGCAUCUUCCUAAGGCCUUGUACUUCAGUAUUGGCCUGUGUUCUCUCGGAUCUGCGAUUCAGGGAUGGGAUAACACAGGAGCAAAUGGUGCCAAUCUAUCGUUUCCCAAGGAGUUCGGAAUUGAACAUAAUACAUGGCUCGUCGGCGUGAUCAAUGCAGGACCGACGCUCUUUGGGCUUCUGAGUGCGUGGGCCGCAGAUCCCUUGAAUAACAUGCUUGGAAGAAGAGGCGUUAUCUUCUUGACCGGAUUGUUCUGUGUAUUCCCAGUUCUAGCGCAGGCAUUCACCCACAACUGGUGGAGCCUACUGAUUUGCCGCCUCUUCAUGGGCCUUGGGAUGGGCGUCAAAAUCUCAACAAUCCCAGUUUUCAGCGCUGAGAUCAGCCCUGCAUCUAUUCGUGGCGGUUUGGUUACUAGUUUCCAAUUAUGGGUGGCUUUUGGAAUCUUCAUUGGAUUUUGUUCCAAUCUCAUCUUCUAUCGGGUUGGGGACCUCGCCUGGCGCUUUCAACUGGGCGCAGCGUUUGCUCCGGCUGUCCCUGUCCUGUUCUUGGUCUGGUUCUGCCCUGAAUCACCAAGAUGGCUCAUGAAGAAGCGGCGCUACCAAGAUGCAUUCAGGUCAUUCUGUCGAUUGCGCAACACGGAGCUUAUCGCUGCAAGAGAACUGUACUAUGCACAUUGUCAAGUCAUGACGGAGCGAGAUGCAUUUGCAGGAACCUCACUGGCCUCAAGAGUGUGGGAGCUCUUCACUGUCCCCCGCCUCCGCCGGGCCAUGAUUUCAAGUUCCUUGAUCGUCAUUGCCCAGCAAUUCUCCGGCAUUAAUGCGAUGGCUUUCUAUUCCAGCACUAUCUUUGCUGAAGCCGGCUACUCACCACGAGACUGCCUCCUUGCCUCCCUCGGGUUCGGAUUGACCAUGUUCAUAUUUGCAAUUCCGGCCGUCUACACUAUGGAUACCUUCGGUCGUCGCAACCUGCUGCUAUUUACGUUCCCUAAUAUGGCAUGGUGUCUGCUAGCAGCGGGAUGUUGCUUCUUGCUUCCGGUUGAUUCUAAUGCUCGAGUGCCUUUGAUCGCGUUCUUUAUUUACCUUUUCGGUGCUUUCUAUGGUCCCGGAAUUGGGCCUAUCCCCUCUAUCUAUUUCAGUGAGGCUUUCCCAUUGUCUCAUCGUGAAUUGGGCGCAGCGUUCACCAUCUGUGUGAACAACAUUGUCGGAAGUGUACUCAGUCUCUCGUUCCCGUCGAUUCUGGCAACGAUGACAGCGACCGGCGCAUUCGGAUUUUACGCUGCGCUCAAUAUGCUCGCUUUUGUGCUUAUAUUUUUCAUUAUACCAGAGACCAUGCAACGAACUCUCGAGGAGCUGGACUAUACCUUUGGAGUGCCUAUCCACAAGCAUGCUCAGUACCAGGUAGGAACGUGGCUGCCGUGGUUUGUGAAGCGAUACUUUUUAUUCCAGCGGUCUGCGAAAUUGGAGCCCCUGUACAAGCUGGAGGGUCUGUGA